GUGACUUUUCAAUCACUGUUAUUUCUAACAGAUACGGGAUUUCCUGCCCACCACUAGUAGAAGUAGAAUACUCAGACUCAUACUAUACUCAUAUACAUAGCCUGUUGCGAGUCGGUAGGGACAGUGCUGUGCGGCGUAAGGACAGCGAAAGAUUUCUGUGGAACAUGGAUUCGUUCUGGAUUAUACGAUUAGUGGUAUUAAUCACGACUUCCCAGUGCCUCGCGCUAAUUCAGUCCCCACCACAAAUCAUUAAACAACCGCCAACAGAUGAGCUACUAUUUCAGGUAGCUCAACAACAAAAUGAAAAUGAUAAGCCUUUCAUCAUAGAGUGUGAAGCUGAAGGUGAACCAGCACCUAAGUAUCGAUGGAUCAAGAAUGGAAAACAUUUCAACUGGCAGGCUUAUGGUAAUAGAAUCUCACAGCAGCCUGGAAGGGGCACCCUGGUUAUAACAUCACCCAGAGAUGAAGAUCUAGGUCAGUAUCAGUGCUUCGCUGAGAAUGAAUGGGGCACAGCUACAUCAAACUCAGUUUUUGUGCGGAAAGCAGAGCUUAAUUCUUUUAAAGACGAGCCACCAAUUUCUGUUACUGCGCAGGAGGGAGACCCUUUUAAACUCACCUGCCAUCCUCCUGAUGGAUGGCCAAAACCAAAUGUAUAUUGGCUGAUACAGAAUAAUGAUGGUGGUAGUAAAAGCAUCAAUAACUCUCGUAUGACUCUUGACCCAGAAGGAAACCUGUGGUUUUCAAAUGUGACACGUCAGGAUGCAAGUGAUGACUUCAUGUAUGCUUGUGCUGCAACAUCAUUUUUCAGGAAUGAAUACAAAUUAGGAAAUCGUGUCAUGCUGAAUGUGGAACUGACGGGCUCUUCAGCUGCCCAGAACAGGCACCCACCAGUGAAGCAGUAUGUGACAAGAAAGAAUGAGGUGGCUUUCAGAGGGAAGAAAGUUGAAAUGUAUUGUAUAUUUGGUGGAACGCCUCUGCCCCAAAUAGUCUGGAGUAAAGAUGGCAGAUCCAUCCGGCCGUCAGACAGAAUAACACAAGGCAAUUGUGGAAAGAGCUUAGUAAUAAAACAUGUAAAUUACAAUGAUUCAGGUGCAUACACCUGUGAGGCUAGUAAUGGUGUUGGUGGUGCCCAGUCAUAUUCCAUAAAUCUACAAGUUAUGGCUGCACCAUAUUUCACUGUUGAGCCAGAAAUUAUCAAUGCAGCGGAAGAUGAAACUGUAACUUUCCGAUGUGAAGCCGAAGGUGUUCCUGAUCCCCAGAUUAAGUGGAUCCACAAUGGGCGACCAAUCAGUGAGGCACCACCAAAUCCACGCCGUAAAGUCACCACAAAUAGCAUUACUAUUGAGAGGCUUUCAAAAAAGGACACUGGCAACUAUGGAUGCAACGCUACCAAUAGUCAUGGCUAUGUGUACAAAGAUGUGUAUGUUAAUGUGUUAGCUUUGCCACCUGAAAUAACUGAGCCACCACGUAGUGGACGGCAGAACGGUAACGCUGUUAUGCAGGACAUUUGGAGCUCCCAAGCCACAGGUGAAAUGGAUACGUAAUGGAAAGGAGCUAACCGGUGGGAGAUACACUACUCUGGACAAUGGGGACCUGGAAAUAAGAUUGGAAUGAGCAUGCGAUCGGAUAAGAUACGCACAUACAAUUUCCAGCGAGAUACUGUAGUAGAUCAUCGCAUACAUUUCACUGUACAUAACUUGAGGGAAUUCUUGGAAGGUGGUUUGUUGUUGAACAACCUAAUGAGGAAGCUUCAGCAGGAAGACUACAAGGAGCGGCUCUUCUCUGUGAUCCACAGUUGAAAAACUAUAGCCCAUAUUUACUGGAUGGCAGUUGGUGGUAUCAUGGCUGGCUUGAUGUUGACUGUAUUGAGAAAAAUUUUAGUGCCUUACUUUGCAACACUCAUGCCUUUUGUCAUUGAUGUCUGUGUCAAAUUUAUCACAAAGCACUGUGCCGGUUACAGUAGUGUGCCACAUUUUUGUAAUAUUGUAUAGUUAAUGCAUUUUCACUUAGUUAAUAACAUUUUAAAAAUCUGUGCCAAACAGGAAAGUAACAAACUGCUGAUGUUUUCAUUUAAGACUGGUGGCAAUCUCGUAUUUGAUGCUUCCUUUAAUCAUGGGGACAAUGACCUUGAUAUCUUGCCCAAUUUACCCAUGUACUGAUAAGUUUUGUCAGACUUGUUCUGUUUAUGUAUGGUCCAAUUUUGUUUUUUGAUGGCUGCAGGUUUAUUGUUGUGACUGGUUAUAAAAACAGCCCUUUAGCAAAUACUAUUUAAGUACAAGAUUUUAAUGAAGACUUUUUUUUUUGGGAACUUCAUAUUUAAUAACUUCAGUUUGCGCUGGUAGUCUGCAAGCUGUCAUCGAUAUCUGAAAAUGUACAUUACUUUUAUCACAUGAUGCUAUUGAGUGGCGCCAGCUUACUUCCACUCUUUUUUUGUGGUAGGAUGACAACCAGUUACCGGUUUGUUCUGGUUAUCAAACUGACAAAAAGAGAUGUUGUACUACAUGUUCUGUGAUAAGUAUGUCAGAUACUGUAUUGAUUUGAAUAUAGGUUGCAAAAUAAAGAGAGCUGACAAUGUUA
This is a messenger RNA of Schistocerca serialis cubense, 2577 nucleotides long. RefSeq names its product neuroglian-like. Lineage: Eukaryota; Metazoa; Arthropoda; Insecta; Orthoptera; Acrididae. Gene Ontology annotation, molecular function: cell-cell adhesion mediator activity. The coding region runs from base 165 to 1544 and encodes 459 amino acids. Gene Ontology annotation, cellular component: axon; plasma membrane. Gene Ontology annotation, biological process: dendrite self-avoidance; axon guidance; homophilic cell-cell adhesion. The record is from RefSeq and is a predicted model, not a curated record. The transcript has 11 exons.